AUGAUUAUUCCGAUCCGUUGUUUCACUUGUGGUAAAGUGAUCGGCAAUAAGUGGGAGCCGUAUCUCAAUCUACUUCAGGCCGAAUACACGGAA
Messenger RNA from Oppiella nova, 93 nucleotides. The record is from the annotation of a GenBank genome assembly. NCBI's taxonomy places the organism in Eukaryota, Metazoa, Arthropoda, Arachnida, Sarcoptiformes, Oppiidae.